Plodia interpunctella (Indianmeal moth) is the source of this 2211-nucleotide messenger RNA. RefSeq names its product odorant receptor 30a-like (gene Or-14). Gene Ontology annotation, biological process: detection of chemical stimulus involved in sensory perception of smell; sensory perception of smell. Bases 433 to 1659 code for a protein of 408 amino acids. The record is from RefSeq and is a predicted model, not a curated record. The transcript is spliced from 9 exons. Gene Ontology annotation, molecular function: odorant binding; olfactory receptor activity. Lineage: Eukaryota; Metazoa; Arthropoda; Insecta; Lepidoptera; Pyralidae. Gene Ontology annotation, cellular component: plasma membrane.
UGUGGGGGGUAAAAGUAGCCGAUAUUUGAAGUCGGAUCUUUUGACUAUAUUACAGUUCCCUAGUGUGUAUGCGACUACCUGCCACUUGAUGGAGGUAAGUAGUCGUAAAAAUCAUGUCAGAUGCCUUUAGGCGACUUGAAUAAAAUCUGACACCAGUGUUAGCAAUAACACACUCGAUGAAGAUUAUGAUGACUAUAUUUGUACAACAAAUUUCAUCAAAAUCUAUUCAGCAGUUUAGCUGUACAAGCUUGACAGACUUGAUAAAAUAUACACCUAAUAUAAAUAAAACAUCCUCUAUCUAGUAAUAUAAAAUCAUUAUGUCUUUUGAAGUCAUUUUUUUAGUAUAAAAGCUCUACUAAUGUUGAAAUUGUCAAUAGAUUCUUACAAGCAUAGUAACGAAGGAUUUUAUUCUUUCCUUUUUAUUAUAAAACGAUGAGGAUUUCAAAUAAAAAUAGCGAAAAACAUUGCGAAAAUGUAAAAGACGAUGGUAACCAACAUUUUAAUUCAUUCAGCUCGACUUACACAAUAAUAUCAGGAAUUAUGACUAUUGGUAUGAUGUAUCCUAAUUCCAAAACGGAUAAAUGGAGAUUAUUAGCUAUUGUGGUAGUGGGCCUCUCAUCGGCACCAUACCUCGCCAUAACAACUAUUGACAUAUGGCGUUUCUUCUCCGAGGGCGACCUGGCGAACGUCAUCCGGAUCAGCACCGUCUCAGGACCUUUCUCGAUGGUGGUACUCAAGAUGUCGCUCUUCUACUACAAAAGGCACAAUGCUAAUUCUAUAAUACAAGAGAUGGAACGCGACUAUGCUUUAGCCAACAGCGCUUCAAAAAAGAUACGCAACAUCGUCCAACAAAACAUAAAAAAUAACAUAUUCUAUGAAAAGCUUUGGACAAUAUGCGUUUUCAUUGCGGUGUUUACUUUUCCAUUUAACGCAGCCGUGAUGAACGUUUUAAACAAUAUUAACAAAGGUGAAAAUGGUUACAUGAUUACCGAUUUAAACAAUCCAUUUGCGGAAGACGCCGCAGCACGAUUCGAGUCGCCGUAUUUUGAGAUAAUGUUCAUUUACACUUUCUUCUGCUGUUGUCAGUAUUUCGUGUACUUCACCGGUUUCGAGGCGUUUAUAAUGGUUUCUACAGGACACGCGUGUCUAAAAUUCGAACUGGCCAACACCGCUUUGGAAGACGCCAUCUUGAUUCAGGAGGAUGGUGAUAGGAACAAAAUGGUGGGUAAUGUUAUUAGGGAGCAUAAUAGAACAUUUCGGUUCGUUGAUCUUUUAAACGACACAUUCAAUUUGUGGCUUGGUAUACUAACCAUAGGGAUUCUAGCGCAACUAUGCUGUUGCAUGUUUUAUAUAUUAGAGGGUUACGGGUUUGACGAGAGAUACUCAAUUUUCACAAUAGUUGUCAUCCUCUAUAUAUAUAUUAUAUGCUACAGAGCUCAUCAACUGAAGGCAACCGCGGAGGCGACGCCGACACGAAUCUUCAACUGCGGGUGGGAGUCCAAUAGAGAUAUUGGUCUACGGAAGACCCUGUGCUUCAUGAUAGCCAGGUUCCAGUCAACGGUCCAGAUACAGGCGAUAUAUUUCUUUUUGUUCGAUAUGGAGUUCUUUGUUUUUAUAGUGAAGACGGCGUAUUCAAUGUUCACACUACUCAAGAAAUAAUCAAAAACACUCAUGUUUAACUCGACUAAUUUAGCUAGCAGUGGUUCUUGUAUGACGCUUAUUUACGUAUAAAGUAAAAAUCAAAUCAUUUUUUUCUUAUAUCAAACCUUUACACGUACUUUCACAUCUAUAAUAUACCGCAGCAUUCGUGUGGUAGAAGACAUCGUGUAGAACGUAGAAUAUAGAAUUCUCAGACAGGAUCAAUUUCUGAAGGUUCUCAGGGUGGAGAUCGUGUCUAUAAGUACGUACUGCCUAUAGGAAUAUGGACUUUAUGGUUUCGGCGUCACAAUAACAUCAAUAUGUCGCUAGAGCUUGAUUACACGCGACUACAUUGACACAGCUAGAUGAUGCUAUAUGGGACCUAGAUAAAGCUAAAUAUCACCUAGAUGAUGCUAGGUGGGACCUAGAUAAAGCUAAAUAGCACCUAGAUGAUGCUAUGUGGGACCUAGAUAAAGCUAAAUAGCACCUAGAUGACGCUAUGUGGGACCUAGAUAAAGCUAAAUAUCACCUAGAUGAUGCUAGGUGGGACCUAGAUAAAACUAGAUGAGAGUA